Molecule: messenger RNA, 606 nt
Organism: Symbiodinium sp. CCMP2456
Lineage: Eukaryota; Dinophyceae; Suessiales; Symbiodiniaceae
Source: the annotation of a GenBank genome assembly
AUGGCCGAAGUCAACUCGAGAGAGGCCCUGCUCCAGGCUGGCGUCUCUCAGGCGCAAGUGGAGGAUGUUCUCCGGAACCUGCAGUCGCAGCAGCUGGUUCUGGCUCCUGCUCCGGAUCCCCAAAAAUCGUUUUCAACGGCUCUCUGGCGUGAAGAAUUCUCACCACUGAGCAAGGGGCAACUUGAGGAAAUGAAGAGAGUAUGCAGCCUCUCGGAAAGCGAUUUCGAUGCCCUUAGCGAUAUCCUUGAAAGGAGCUAUCGAUUCCACAGACGCCUCGGGAUUGGCAUGAUGGCAUGUAUGUUCGUCACGGGGCUCUCGGCGAUCCUCUUAUUGCUGUCAGGAAGAGCCUUUGAAAGGGGCGGUGACCCGCCUCCAUCCUAUGUAGGGGCGGUGACUUCGGCUGUUGUCUGCUUGUGCCUGGUGUUUGUGCAUGAGUGUGCACUGCCCAGAUCAAAUCGUCAGAUCGCCAGCGAUCUCAACCAACACUUCCGGGGGCAUGCAAGCAACUUGAGCUUCCAGAUCGCCGUCACAGACACGAAUUGUUGCAUGGAGAAGGGAUGGCGACUCGUGGUGUGCUUUGAAGCCAGGGCUGAUGGAAGCGUUUGA